AUGGCCAUCCCAACGACACGACCCAAACUCAAAAAGGCCUUCAAAAAGGCGCGCACUAUCGCGCCGCUGUACACAUCUGGCCCGGUUGCUUCAACUUCAGACGGGGAGAGGUUGGCAACAUGUGUUGGUGAAGAGAUCGUCUUGACCGACGUAAAAUCUGGGGAGGAGCUUUGUCGGUUCGCUGGGGACACUGAAUCUAUAACCUCUCUUUGCAUCACCGCUUCUGGCAAAUACUUGAUCGCCUUCAGUGCCUCCCUAUCCCUCAGAAUAUACGAGCUGCCCCAAACCGAAAUCCCCACCGAAAAGAUCAGACCAAUACGAACGAUUGGUCGAGCUCAUGAUGCCCCGGUUCACGUCUGCACCUCCGAUCCGACUUCGACUCUCCUAGCCUCAGGUUCCGCGGACGGUAUUGUCAAAGUUUGGGACGUCGCUCACGGCUAUGUUACGCACGUAUUCAGAGGGCAUGGAGGAGUGGUCAGCGCCUUGACGUUCAACUUCCCUCAAGAUCCAACCUCCGUAGGCCAAACUGGACCCAUUCGACUGAUAACAGCCUCUGUGGAUACGCAUAUCCGAAUCUUCAACCUUACGGACGGCGCAUCGACAUCCUCCGGGGGCGGAAAACCUGAAGCAGUGCUUGAUGGACACGUAUCUGUUCCUCGAGGACUUGAUGUUUCCCUGGACGGCAAGUGGUUGAUCAGUGGUGGACGUGACUCGGUUGUUUUGCUUUGGGAUCUUCAACCUUCGCAGCAACCUACUUCUAAAGUGACGAAGAAGGGUGGAAAGGGAAAGAGUGCCGGCCCCCCACCUCAGCUUGUCAAGACUGUGCUUGCCUUGGAGCGGGUGGAAGCUGUUGGAUUCAUCAAGCACAGUUCGAAGUACCAUCAGCAGUUGCAUGAACUUCAAUUUUACGUUGGUGGGCAGAAGGGGGUUGUCACUGUUCGAGGCGUGGAAGAUGAGCAGGACUCGUUUGUGUUGGGGGAAAAGAGGACACGAGCUCUCACGGAAGAGGAGGAAGAACAGAGACAAAUUGUCAACAUCCUUUACUCGCAGUCGACGGAGACCUUGGUGUCUAUCCAUGCUGACCAAAAUAUCAUGAUCUACUCGCUCGCUCAGCAGCGCCUGAAGAAACAACUGGUUGGAUUCAACGACGAAAUUGUUGACUCUACCUUUGUUCGCUCAAAACCGACAGAUACAUCUCCCCUUCUUGCAUUGGCUACCAACUCGUCCCUUAUCCGCGUCUACUCUCCCGCCACUCUCGACGCUCGUCUGCUGGAGGGCCACACCGACAUCGUUCUGGCACUGGACAAGAGCGCCGAUGGAACGUUCCUUGCUAGCGCUAGCAAGGACAAGGAGGUUCGUAUCUGGGCACCACGGCAAGAUCCUAACGACGAAUCUGCAUGGGGCUACGCGUGCGUUGCGGUUUGCAGGGGACACGCAGAGAGCGUUGGCGCUCUGGCAAUGUCUAGGGUGAAUGAAGGUUCUGGCUCUGCCUUGAAGUUUGCGUUCACUGGCAGCCAGGAUCGCACCAUCAAAAUGUGGGACCUCUCAGAGGUCACAGCGACUCCCUCUAACGACGAAAUCAUCCACUGCAAGAGUCUUACCACGCAUAAAGCUCACGAAAAGGACAUCAACUCGCUCGAUGUUUCGCCCAACGACAAACUCCUCGUAUCCGGUUCUCAAGACCGUACCGCCAAAGUCUAUACCGUCGACUUUACACGCACUUCUAGCGGAAACCGCGGCGAGCUCCGCCUUUUGGGAACCUGCAAAGGUCACAAGCGCGGUGUCUGGACUGUUCGUUUCUGCCGGACGAAUAGGGUUUUGGCGACAGGCAGUGGGGACAAGACGAUCAAGCUUUGGAGUCUGGAUGACUUUGCUUGCAUCAAGACGUUUGAAGGGCAUACGAAUUCGGUGCUUAGGGUGGAUUUCUUCAAUGCUGGGAUGCAGCUCGUGAGCACUGCCUCGGAUGGGCUUGUGAAGGUGUGGGGCAUUCAAGAUGAGGAGUGUGUUGCUACUCUGGAUAACCAUGAGGACAAGGUAUGGGCUUUGGCUAUCACACCUGAUGAGGGGACUGUUGUCUCUGGUGGUGCCGACUCUAUGGUUACUUUCUGGGAGGAUUGUACUGAAGAGACCGAGUUGGAACAAGAGCAACAGCGAGCUGAGAUGGUUCUCAAGGAUCAAGAGUUCCAAAACUAUGUAUCGUUGGGUGACUACAAACGAGCGAUUCAACUAGCAUUGUCACUCGGGCAACCCGGCCGUCUCCUAUCGCUAUUCACCAAUGUCCUUUCUUCCGCUGGGGAAGACGAGGGCUCGAAUAAGGGAAGCCAGCUGCUUGAUCAAGUGAUGCAAACGCUCGAAGCACCCGACUUUGUGAAGCUCCUCGCGUUCAUCCGGAAUUGGAAUGCAUCUGCGAAGACAAGUGCCGUUGCGCAGGCUGUCUUGCACUCGAUCGUCAAGCAGCGAUCAGCAGACGAAGUCAUCCAAUACUUCAAGGACGAGGCUGCGAUUAAGAAUCUCACCAUCGGGCCCGGGAAGGUGGUUGCCCCGCUCCCUUCGUCUGGCGAUGCGCUGAAGGAGGUGGUCGAGGCAUUGAUCCCUUAUUCGCAGCGCCACUUGGCGAGGAUGGAGCGACUCCUCCAGGAGAGCUAUGUCGUUGACUUUAUCCUUGGGGAGAUGGACAGCGGGAUGUUCGAGAGUGCGGUGGACGAUGAUGACGGCAUGGAUAUUGAUUACUAG
Messenger RNA from Coprinopsis cinerea okayama7#130, 2733 nucleotides. RefSeq names its product U3 small nucleolar RNA-associated protein. The transcript has 6 exons. Gene Ontology annotation, biological process: endonucleolytic cleavage to generate mature 5'-end of SSU-rRNA from (SSU-rRNA, 5.8S rRNA, LSU-rRNA); endonucleolytic cleavage in 5'-ETS of tricistronic rRNA transcript (SSU-rRNA, 5.8S rRNA, LSU-rRNA). The coding region runs from base 1 to 2733 and encodes 910 amino acids. Gene Ontology annotation, molecular function: protein binding; U3 snoRNA binding. Gene Ontology annotation, cellular component: small-subunit processome; 90S preribosome; nucleolus. Lineage: Eukaryota; Fungi; Basidiomycota; Agaricomycetes; Agaricales; Psathyrellaceae. The record is from RefSeq and is a predicted model, not a curated record.